This is a messenger RNA of Trichomonas vaginalis G3, 390 nucleotides long. RefSeq lists its product as uncharacterized. The coding region runs from base 1 to 390 and encodes 129 amino acids. The transcript has a single exon. Lineage: Eukaryota; Parabasalia; Trichomonadida; Trichomonadidae. The record is from RefSeq and is a predicted model, not a curated record.
AUGGAAGGACUCGGAAUGCCAGAAGGAUUUGACGAGGCAAUUUACCUUAUAGAGAUAAAUGAAGUUGUUAAGCAGUACUUGCGCAGGGUAAUGAAGCCCAAGGUCAAGUUCACCAGUAUUUCUGGAAGGUCUACACUUCAGCUCGAGACUUCGACUGGAAUUCCAAUUCAAAUACCAGACGGGACAGCCUACGACGACAUAAAGGACGCCAAAAGAGAAGCUCUUGUUAAGUUCCUAAACAAACGUCCUUGGAUAAAAAUACCAAACAAGGAGAACCCCCUACCCCAUAUGAAAUUGGCAAUUCAGUCUCUCCUUCACUUCUCGGGUCAGCCGUUCUACAUAACCUGUGAAGGCGACAUCCAACCAGUUCAGUCAACCUUAACGUUUUGA